AGUGUAAAGCUGCAAAUCAAUAGCUAGAAUGGAUACUUCAGGCUUGAAUUUGACGUCUUUGAAAGACAAGAUAUCCAGCAAAUUGAACCUGCUGAAGAAACCAUCCAAAAAAACCAAGAAGGAAGGAAAGAAACAGGACAAGAAGCCAGAUCACGAAGAAGAAGAUAUAUUACGCCGUGAAGCUUUAGCAUUAGGUGCAACUGAAGAAGAUUUAGCCUUGUUAAAUGACGUCGAUGAAGGCGAAGAAAGUGAGCAAGAAUUCAAUGACUCUGGUGUGAAGUUGGACAAAUCAUUCGGUGACGAUUUAAGUCAGUUCAUGAAAGGUAUUGGAUUGGGCAGUGGAGGACCUAUUGUUGUUGACGAUGACGAAGAAGAAGAAGAAGAGGAUGAAGAUAUCCCUGAUUUAGUUGAUGUUCCUGAAGAAGACGAGGAGGACCAAGAGGACGAAGAAGCAGCAGAAGAAAAGGAGGAAGAACAGGAUGACGAGGAAUCUGAAUCAUCCGAUGAGAGUGAAGAAGAAUCUGAAUCUGAAGAUGAGGUCAUUGUCAAGGAAUCCAAGAUUGACAACAAGAAAGCAAAAGCUCAAACCUCAGACAAAGUAACAGACGUAGCAACUGUGUCAAGUUCAAAAUUGGUUAUUCCUCCUCGUACAGAUUGGUACAACGUUCCAUUUGAAACCACAUCUCAAACCCCAGAAAAAUUAGACAGAUUUGCCAGAGAAAGAUUAUUAGAAAGAGCUAAAGCUACUAUAGACAAAGACAACAAGACCUACUUGGAAGAAUUCGCAGCCAACAACUCCCAAAGAAAGUUCUUGUCCCAAAUUUUAUCCGACGGUACCUUGAACGAUAAAAUCUCAGCAUUGACUUUGUUAAUCCAAGAAGCUCCUAUGCAUAAUAUAAAAGCAUUCGAUACUUUACUUUCUUAUUGUGAAAAGAAAUCAAGAACCGCUGCCCUUCAAUCUAUUAAUGCAUUAAAGGAUUUAUUAUUGAAUGGUGUUUUACCAGAUAGAAAGUUAUUACCUUUUGAAAAACAGCCAUUGACCAAGGAUGCCAGCGACGUACAAUUAGCAGUCUACUAUUUUGAAGAUUAUGUCAAGAAAGCUUACUUUAAGUUAAUUACUAUCUUAGAAGUGUUAUCCCAUGACCCUAUCGUUCACGUCAGAAUGAAUGAUGUAUCUCACAUAUUUGAUUUGUUAAAGGCUAAACCAGAACAAGAAGCCAAUUUGUUGAAGUUGGGUGUUAACAAGUUAGGUGAUGUUGAUAACAAAGUUGCCUCGAAAACUUCAUAUCAAAUUUUGUUGUUGGAACAAGCUCAUCCAGCCAUGAAGAAAAUCGUCACUGAUGCUGUCAUUGACGUUAUCUUCAAGAAUGGUGGUGGUGACUCCCAUGCCAAGUAUUAUGCCAUUACUACUUUGAACCAAACUAUUUUGACUAGAAAGGAUGAAGAGUUGGCCAAUUCGUUGGUCAAGACUUACUUUGCCCUUUUUGAAAAAGUUUUAAUUGAAAAUGACGCCAAUAAUAAGGAAAAGAGAGAAGACAAGACAUUAGGUGAAAGUUCCAAGGGUAGAAAGAAUAAUAGAAAGAACUUCAAGAAGGGUAAGAAGGGUGGAAAGUCUGUCAAGGUUGAAGAAAAGUCUGAACAAGAAAUCAUUGAAGAAAAGAAUACCAAAUUGUUUUCUGCUUUAUUAACUGGUUUAAACCGUGCUUUCCCAUUCUCAAACUUGCCUAGAGAAGUUUUCCAAAAUCAUUUAGAUACAUUGUUUAAGAUUACUCAUAGUAGUAAUUUCAACACAUCUAUUCAAGCUCUUGUUUUGGUUCAUCAUAUCAUUACUGAACAAAGUUUAGAUUCCGACAGAUACUACAAGACCUUAUAUGAAUCAUUGCUAGAUCAAAGAUUAGCAAACACCUCCAAACAAGGUAUUUACUUGAACUUGUUAUUCAAAUCUUUGAAAUCCGAUACCAACAAAGCUCGUGUUUUAGCAUUUGUUAAAAGAAUCUUACAAAUUUGUUCUCAUUGGUUGCAUGUUGGUGCUGUUUCCGGUAUGUUAUACUUGUUAAUUCAACUUGUAAAGACAUUCCCAGAAAUCUCGGACUUAAUGAUUGACGUGGCUUCCAGACCCGAUGCUGAAGCUGAUGAAGAUAAAUCAGAACCAAAGAAAGAUGGUCAAUCCGCCAAAGAUACCGAGUAUGACCCAAAGAAGCGUGAUCCUCAAUACGCCAAUGCUGACAAGUCAUCAUUAUGGGAAAUAGGUCAUUUCUUAAACCAUUAUCAUCCAACAAUUGCAAUUUACGCAUCUUCAUUACUUGAAGGAACUGAACAAGUUAAGCCAGAUUUAGGGUUAUAUACUCUUGCCCACUUUUUGGACAGAUUCGUGUAUAAGAAUUCGAAGCAGAAACCACAAACCAAGGGUUCAUCCAUUAUGCAACCUUUGGGAGGUUUACAUACUGGUUCAUUGUUAGUCAGAGCAACUAACCUCAUGGACACUUCUGUUCCUGCAAACACCGAGGACUGGUUGAAUAAGAAGGUUGAAGACGUUAGACCAAAUGAACAAUUUUUCCAUCAAUAUUUCACUACCAAGGUCAAUAAGAUCAAGACCAUCAAGGAGGAUGAAGAUGAAAAGAAGAAGGAAUUGUUGGAUGAUGAAGAAGCCGCUGAAAUGGAAGAUGAUGAAAUUUGGAAGGCUUUGGUCAAGUCUAAACCUGACGUUGAAGACAAUUCUGAAGAUGACUUCUCUGAUUUUGGUGAAGAAGAUUUCUCAGAUUUAGACAUGGAUGAAGAAGAAGAGGACGAAGAUGAAGAAGUCAAUGAGGAACAACAAGAACAAGAAGAAGACGACGAAGAAGACGACGAAGAAGACGACGAAGAAGAAGGGUUUGAAGGUGAAGAGCAAGAUAUUUUUGGUAUCAAUGAAGAUGAUGAAUUCAGUGACUCUGAAGUUGAACUUAAAAUGUUGGGUGAUGCGUUUGGUGAAUCAGAAGAAGAAGAAGAAGAAGAAGAAGAAGAAAAGCCAAAGAAGAAGAACAAGCGUGCCAGAGAAGACAAAGAUGAAGGAAAGAAAAAGUCCAAGAAGACCAAGCUUAAGGACUUACCUGUUUUUGCUUCCGUUGACGAUUAUUCUCAAUAUUUAGAUUCAGAAGAUGAAGAUUACAGUUAAAUAGAACCAUAGUUUAUCAGCAUAUCAAUUACUAUUAUUAGCAAUAGUUGUUAUCUGAUGUAAUAAUCCGCGGAAAAAUUACCGGAAUUUUUAUCUUUAUUUUUAAAAUGUCACGGAAUUUUCGCACUCUUGUGGCUGUUUUAGCAAAUUUGGAAUUAACAACCGUUGGACCGUGCAUAAAAAAAUAAACCGUUAUUCCGCCAAAAAAAUUAAUGCCUUAUUGUUUUUUGCACCACAACGUUUCUUUUUUUCCUUUGUAUAUUGUUUGCCAUAGAUGUUUUUCCAUUGCUCUGGAUUUUAUAAGUGGCGGCACUAGCUACCGUUGCAUCCCGCUGGCACCUAAAUAAUAACGCACUGUGCAUAUAGAGAAAAAUAAAGCUUAACCACAAUUUCAGAUGAUUCAUCUUACACGCAUUGUGCUGGCCCGAUGUUCCCUGAAGAUCUAAUUGAUAAACUUGACGUACAAGCGAUGAAGUAAACUUUGACACAGAAUUAAAAUUUGUAAUGAGCAAUUUUCUUAUUUUUGACGGUUUCAUGGAAGACACAGAACCAAUUGUCCACAUGUCUGCGAUUACCUAAACAAUACACACAGUAGUUGUCCAUCUCAUGUACCCCUCCUAUAUUUUCAUAGGAUUGUAAAUUGCUUAAGCCUACAUAUAUUGGCAGCAACUCCAAAACCUUAAAUUGACGAUGUCACUGUCAAUAAUCGAAAUGAUUGAAACACUGAUAAUGCAAAUUUGCACCCUAAGGUGAAGCUAAACCUCACCGCCUCACAUAUAUCU
Messenger RNA from Spathaspora passalidarum NRRL Y-27907, 3936 nucleotides. It is a transcript of the gene MAK21, whose product is annotated as RNA-binding ribosome biosynthesis protein. The transcript has 2 exons. The record is from RefSeq and is a predicted model, not a curated record. Bases 29 to 3154 code for a protein of 1041 amino acids. Gene Ontology annotation, cellular component: nucleus. Lineage: Eukaryota; Fungi; Ascomycota; Pichiomycetes; Serinales; Debaryomycetaceae.